GAUAGUAGUAAAACCUUGUCACCAAGCGACUGGUGUUAUUUAGCUGUCAAUGCCAAGUUCUCGGAGGCUGCGAGGCCGAGUUUGUUUACUUCUCUCGCGGAUUUCAGAGCUCCAAUGGGUGCGAUAACCCCCAGGGACUGAGAGCGAACUUGACCCAGUUCUCCCAGGUUCAAGCCCAGCCUGGAGAAGCUUCCGAUCAGGGGGCUUAUCAAGCUCAGUCCACUUUUCAACGCCAAGAUGAGAGCUACCAGAAGCGCUUGGUUGGGCUUUCUGCUCGAAUUGCUGCUCCUCCUUGGAAGCCAGCUUUCCCAAUUGACUGAGGGCCGACAAAACAACCACAUGCAUCGCAUGCAGAUGGGCGGAAUCGCCCAGGAAACACGCGAGGAGCAAAUGGUGCGCCAACAAAUGGCGGCGGAAGUGAAAAAGUACAUGAAUCUAAGCGCCGAUCCGUGUACGGAUUUCUUCGAGUAUGCCUGCGGUCAGUGGGGUCGCUAUAACAAGCGGCCACUGCGUCCCGAUGAGUUGUUCACGGCCCAGCAGCUGAUGGAGAUGAAAAUCUCGGAGCAGCUGCAGCAGCUCCUCACGCAGCCACUGCCACCACCGCAUCAUCCAAACGGCUAUAGUGCUCCCAGUAUGGCGAAUGUCCGGAAGGUGAGAGCCUUCUACGAAUCCUGCGUGGCCGUGCAGGCGAAUGCCGGCGAACGUCGUCGCUUCCUGAUGAAGAUUCUCAAGGAUAACGGCGGACUGCGCAUCGUGCCCAACUCCAAUUGGCAGCACAGCCGUCAGUGGGUGCAAACGCUGGCUGAACUCAGGCGGAACUACGGACUGGACAUACUUCUCGGUUUGGAAAUCGAUCUGAAUCUGCAGAACAUGCAGGGCAAUAGCAUAUACUUUGGAGAUCCCAAGUUAACCAUUAUCCCCGCGGAGCACUGCAACGCCUUGAUUACGCGAUCAGCUCAACUGGAUAGCGAAGUUUAUGAGCAGGUGCAGCAGCAGGUGGCGGACAACAUGCGCGAUUGGUUUGGCAUCUCCACCGAAGAGGCUGCUCGGUUUGCAGGGGACAUCAUACGAUUCGAGUUUGAGCUCUGCAAGCAGAUGGGAGAGCAGGAUAUCCUAAAGACCGAGGAAGAGGUGGCGCCACCGCCCAUUUACGGAGCUCGCUCGCGAAUUGGCCAAGAGCGUUUGCGUCGCCAGAAGCCCGGAUUAACCCUGGCCGAGCUAACCAACGAGAUGGGCCAUCAGUUGGACUUCAAGCUGCUCGUAGAGAUCAUCCUGGAGGGUCAGUUCCAAUCGGAUGUCUAUCUGCGCUCCCCGGAAUACGUGAAGCACUUGGUGAGGACUGUCAAGGCCAAUAAUCGCAUCACCGUUGGUAGCUAUAUUAUCUACGUGGCGCUCAACGAACUGAAUAAACCGCCGGAGGAGGUUCCUCCGAAUCGUGGCCGCCAGUGCGUCCAGGUCACGCAACGACUCUUUCCCCAGGUGCUCGGGGAGAUGUUCCAGCGCCAUGUGCAGCGCGACAAUGCCAAACAUGAUUUGGAGGAGGUCUUCAACGAUGUGAUCAAGGCGCUCGAGGAGCAGUUUCGUGUGGAGUGGAUGGAUGAAAAUGAUCGAAGGGCGGCUCGCACCAGAUCAUCGCAAUAUCGCGUCACACUGCCGGAUUACCAGAGCUUGGAUCUCUCGGAUCCCAGACUGGCUUCGUUUGGGGACUACUGGCAGCGUUUGGAGAACGCCCUCAAGUAUCGUUCACGUCAGCAGUUCGAACGCCUGAAGGGCAACGAUUAUGGCCAGGAUGUCGAUGGUUCGGAUGCUUUCGAGGUGCGAGCUGCCCUUUCGCCGCGUCAGCAAUUGGUUCUGGUGGGAUGGGGUCUACUGCAGGCUCCCUACUACAAUCCUCACUACCCGAGGGCCCUGAAAUACGCUCUUUUGGGUCACCGUUUGGCCAGCGCUUUGGUUCAGGCCUUCGACGACGAGGGAUGGAACAAUCAUCCCCAGGCGACGUCCCAGUGGAACGAGCAGACCAUGUCUGGCUACCGAAAUGUCAGCGAAUGCCAGCGGGCUCAGUACAGUAGUUACUUGUACAAUGAACCCGCGGAAUUUCGCAAUGCCACCAGGCUGAGAGAGAUUAUAGCCGAUGGCAGCGGUCUCAACUUGGCCUUCAAUGCCUAUUUGGCUUGGCUGGAGCAGCAGGAUCCGAAAAUGCGCUUGAUCCUGGCGAAGGAAACACUGCCGCAGUUGAAUUUCACCAACACUCAGCUGUUCUUCAUAUACUUCGCUCAGACACGCUGCUGGGCAAAGGAUAACCAGGAGGCCAUCCUGGACUCGAUGCCGCUGAUGCAGCACACGCCGGAGAGAUGGGAUGUUAAUGGACCGCUGAGCAAUUCGGCGGAAUUCGGUCGGGAAUUCGGUUGUGCUCUGGGCACUCCGAUGAAUAGUGGGGACAAGUGUUUGGUUUACUGAUCAUGAGAGAGACGAAAAU
Molecule: messenger RNA, 2476 nt
Organism: Drosophila takahashii
Lineage: Eukaryota; Metazoa; Arthropoda; Insecta; Diptera; Drosophilidae
Gene: Nepl13
Product: Neprilysin-like 13
Biological process (GO): proteolysis
Cellular component (GO): plasma membrane
Molecular function (GO): metalloendopeptidase activity
Source: RefSeq, a predicted model, not a curated record